UCUCAGAGGGAGCUCUAAACCCGCCUUUAUCUCCAUACUUACACAUCAAAACCUCCCUCGGACUGCGCGCCGCCCCUCCUAAAUCCCACAGGAGGCACUAAAUUCGACACUCGGCCCCGCGUCGCGCUCACAGGGGCAUCUUGCCGGAGCAGCAGUGGCCAUCAGUGCGUUUCCUACCCGUGCCGUGCCGUGCCGUGCCGUGCCGUGCGGGCACCGCUGGAAUCGCUCGGCCGGCGCACGACUUAAGGCGAAGCAGGAAUGGGAGGCGCGACCACGUCGCUUUCGAGGCGCAGGAAAAGUGGAUUUUAAAAGUCGCAGUCGAGCGUCCAUUUCCAGCCGCCUGCAGCUCAGCUGGAGGAGGGUGGUGCGGAGGGAGCGCUAGAGGAGUCCGUGCACUGCGAUGUGUCGGUGAGCGCGUGCACGAGCGUCGCCCGUUCCGAGCGCCGCUCGCAGACAGACGCGGCCGAGCGAGGCGCGCGCGCGCGCGCGCGCGCUCUCUCCAAGUGGACGUCGUCGGUCCUCUCAUGGAUCCGUCGCGUCUCCAGGGGGCCCGCUGAGAUCUUGCACCGCGUCCUCGCACCCGGGAGCGCGGCUCGUCGCUGCCGCAGAGAUUGAGAGAACACUGUGUGAAAAUUCAGAAGCGGCGCAGCAGAACCAGAUCAGAACUCUGACAGCGUGUGGUGGAUCUGCUCGCUCCUGUGGAGACUGGAGCUCGCGCUUUCUUUCCUUUUUUUUUUUUUUGUUUUGUGCGACUUCAAGAUGACAUCGGAGUACUUGUUAAGGUCACUGCUGAUGCUCAUUCUGGCCCUCUUCUCUGCGAAUGCCAGCAACUGGCUGUUCCUGGCCAAGCUGUCGUCGGUGGGCAGCAUUUCGGAGGAGGAGACGUGCGAGAGGCUGAAGGGUCUGGUGCAGAAGCAGGUGCAGAUCUGCAAGCGCAACGUAGAGGUGAUGGAUGCUGUGCGACGUGGGGCCCAGCUGGCCAUCGAUGAGUGCCAGUACCAAUUCCGCAACCGCCGCUGGAACUGCUCCACUGUGGAUACUCUGCCCAUCUUCGGCAAAGUGGUUGCCCAAGGUACCAGAGAGGCUGCUUUUGUGUACGCCAUCUCCUCUGCAAGUGUGGCACUGGCCGUGACCCGGGCUUGCAGCAGCGGGGAGCUGGAGAAGUGCGGCUGUGAUCGCAAUGUUCAUGGGAUCAGUCCAGAGGGGUUCCAGUGGUCCGGCUGCUCGGAUAACAUCGCCUAUGGGGUGGCGUUCUCCCAGUCCUUUGUGGACGUACGGGAGAGGGGCAAGGGCUCGUCAUCCAGUAGAGCGCUAAUGAACCUCCACAAUAACGAAGCAGGGAGGAAGGCAAUUCUGAACAACAUGCGGGUGGAGUGCAAGUGCCAUGGAGUGUCUGGCUCCUGUGAGGUGAAAACGUGCUGGAAGGCCAUGCCCCCAUUCCGCAAGGUGGGCAACAUCAUCAAAGAGAAGUUUGACGGUGCCACAGAAGUGGAGCAGCGGAAGAUCGGCACCACAAAGGUGCUGGUGCCCAAGAACUCGCAAUUCAAGCCCCACACAGAGGAGGACCUGGUCUAUCUGGAUCCAAGCCCGGACUUCUGCGACCAGGACCCUCGGAGUGGGGUUCUGGGCACGACUGGCCGCUACUGCAACAAGACGUCCAAGGCCAUCGAUGGCUGCGAGCUCAUGUGCUGUGGCCGCGGUUUCCACACGGAAGAGGUGGAGGUGGUGGACAGGUGCAGCUGCAAGUUUCACUGGUGUUGCUACGUCAAGUGCAAGCAGUGCCACAAGAUGGUGGAAAUGCACACGUGCCGGUGAUCCCCGCUGCUCCCUGCAUGAACACAGGACCGGGAAAUGAACACACGCAACAAGGGAAAGGCGGUCCCGUCAAUGCGAUUCCGCAUGAUAAUUGGAAAGAAAUAUAUAUAAUGGGAUGCAAAGACAAAAAAAGAUAUAUAUUUUUUAAUUUAAAAUCCCAAAAAGGAUUUGUGUUU
Scleropages formosus (Asian bonytongue) is the source of this 1991-nucleotide messenger RNA. RefSeq names its product wingless-type MMTV integration site family, member 4 (gene wnt4). The transcript is spliced from 5 exons. The coding region runs from base 760 to 1815 and encodes 351 amino acids. Gene Ontology annotation, biological process: canonical Wnt signaling pathway; multicellular organism development; cell fate commitment. Gene Ontology annotation, molecular function: cytokine activity; frizzled binding. The record is from RefSeq and is a predicted model, not a curated record. Gene Ontology annotation, cellular component: extracellular region. NCBI's taxonomy places the organism in Eukaryota, Metazoa, Chordata, Actinopteri, Osteoglossiformes, Osteoglossidae.